AUGUUGCACCCUCAAACAACUUUGAAAAUACAAUUCCAUGUCUUGGUGUAUAGAAUUCAAAUCUCACCUCAACUAAAACCAAAAAUAUAAACUCAUUUCUCAACACAUUUAAUUUGCAGCCAUGGCCAAAGCACCAUUAACGUUCUCUCUCACCAUCCUCCUCCUCUCCUUAGCCAUUUCCCUCCCAUCAUUAAACUCCCAAGAAUUCGCUACAAAACUCUCCAAGAGAGCGACGUGGAUGAUCAAGAGAGAGGAACUAACUCACCUCCACUUCUACUUCCACGACGUCAUCGGCGGCAGCAAACCGACGUCCGUGGUGGUGGCGCGGGCCGCCACCACGGGCUCCGACCCCAACAGGUUUGGCGAGGUGCUGGUCGUCGACGAUCGCCUGACGGUGGGGCCGAACCUGAGCUCGAGGGUGGUGGGCCGAGCUCAGGGGAUGUACGCGUUGUCCGAUAUGGGCGACAAGGGGGAUUUGGUGGUGUUCAAUUUCGUGUUCGCCGAGGGGAGGUUCAGCGGCAGCACGCUGACCGUGGUGGGCCGGGACGCGGUGCUGUCGGCCGAGAGGGAGGUGCCGGUCAUAGGCGGCACCGGUGUUUUCCGGUUUGCGAGGGGGUAUGCGAGGACGAGGACACAUUUGCUUGAUGUGAAAAGGGGAUAUGUUGUGGAGGAGUAUCAUGUGUAUGUCUUCCACUAUUGAUUCUCAUGCAUAUAGGAUGGGGAUUGGAUCCUCUGCACCCUGCUGUGCAAUUUUUUUUUCCUUUUUACAUUUCCUUUUUAUACACUCUACAAUACUUACUUUAAUUUGUAGCGAUUUUCGGUAACUUGAAUUAAUAAAAGUUAGAUUAGUAUAUUA
Messenger RNA from Salvia hispanica, 856 nucleotides. Lineage: Eukaryota; Viridiplantae; Streptophyta; Magnoliopsida; Lamiales; Lamiaceae. The record is from RefSeq and is a predicted model, not a curated record.